Molecule: messenger RNA, 1051 nt
Organism: Manacus vitellinus (golden-collared manakin)
Lineage: Eukaryota; Metazoa; Chordata; Aves; Passeriformes; Pipridae
Gene: MACIR
Product: chromosome unknown C5orf30 homolog
Exons: 2
Coding region: 175-798 (207 amino acids)
Biological process (GO): negative regulation of cytokine production involved in inflammatory response; negative regulation of fibroblast migration
Source: RefSeq, a predicted model, not a curated record
CAGAGGUUAUCGGUGGAGACGGGCGGUAUUUCAGGGAGGAGCGAGUCAGCAAGAGAUGGCUACUCGAGAGAUGGUUACUCAAUCCAUCCUCACAGUCGUGUACGAAGAGAAAUGGCAUGCGACACUAAAGCUUGCUAGGGAGUAUCAGCACAGGAGGAUAGCCUUGUGUUUAAAAUGGAAGUUGACAUAAAUGGAGAGUCCAGAACUGCCCUGUCCACUCUCCCUGUGCCUCUUGCAGAGGUGGGCUCUGCAGGCAGGACGGAAGCUGAAAAGCCCCGCUGUUCCAGUACCCCCUGCUCGCCCAUGCGGCGGACAGUUGCAGGAUACCAGAUUCUCCACAUGAAUUCUAACUACCUGGUGGGCUUCACAACUGGAGAGGAGCUGCUGAAAUUAGCCCAGAAAUGUACAGGAGCUGAAGAGAACAAAGGAGAAUCUGGGCCAAACUUGCACUCCAAGCAGCUGGAUCCAGGACUUGCACGCUCCUCCCGUUUGUACAAAACGAGAAGUAGGUACUACCAGCCAUAUGAGAUCCCAGCAGUAAAUGGGAGGAGGAGGAGGCGGAUGCCCAGCUCAGGGGAUAAAUGCAAUAAAGCUUUACCAUAUGAACCUUACAAGGCACUUCAUGGUCCCCUGCCUCUCUGCCUUUUGAAAGGUAAAAGGGUUCAUUCAAAAUCCCUGGACUACCUCAAUUUAGACAAAAUGAGCACUAAGGAACCUGCUGACACAGAAGUGCUACAGUACCAGCUCCAACACCUCACCCUUAGAGGGGACCGUAUGUUUGCAAGGAAUAGCACAUGAGCUGUCAUCUUGAACUUAGAAAUGAUUUCUCAUCCUUUCUCUGUUGCUGCAAAAGUCCACUGUUGUACUGUGUACAUGACUGUCCACAUUGUAGGUGGUUGUAUCAGCUAAAUAUUACCAGAAAGUAAUUUAUUUGAAUAGAGUCUUGGCAAUGCAAUGUGUUACAAAUACUUGGAGGGAGAAAUCUUUCCUGAGCAAGAAGCUUCUGAUGCAAAUUUGACUGCAAUCAGUGGAUAUUUCUUUGGACACGUUU